This is a messenger RNA of Portunus trituberculatus (swimming crab), 6422 nucleotides long. RefSeq names its product membrane protein FAM174A-like. The coding region runs from base 645 to 1385 and encodes 246 amino acids. The record is from RefSeq and is a predicted model, not a curated record. The transcript is spliced from 5 exons. NCBI's taxonomy places the organism in Eukaryota, Metazoa, Arthropoda, Malacostraca, Decapoda, Portunidae.
UUCACACUUGAAAGAGUAUAGCCGAUUCUCUAAUAUCAUAAAAGUCCAGUUAUGGCUUCAAAUAAAAAAGCUUCAAAUACGGAGAAGAAAAUUUUGACUGUUGAAAAACUCAUAUUUACGUUGUAAAGCACCACUAAACGUCACAUAUCUACCAAACAGGGGCGCGAAAAACAAUUCAAAGGCAACAAAAUAUUCAUAAAAACCAUAAAAACAUACCAUGGAAGCGUAAUAUUAUAGUUAAGAAUUAUAUGAAAAAAGUAUUGGAACCCUCCAGUGAUGGGGUGGGGGGUACCAGUGGGGGCUACAUCCGGGCAACAGCCUGGCUGGAACAGACGGGCGCCAUGUUGCAUUUAACUUGUCAUCACAACAAUAUUAAGCUAUAUCAUGAAUGUUUGACCACGGGAUAUGAAGUGCCAGACUAGUGGCUUCAUUUGGAGGGAUGUUUGGCUGACAAUAAUCUCAGGAUGAUGUGGACAAAAUGAGGACAACAAAACAACAACACGUCGUCACUCACCAUCUCCAGACUUCACAGCGGCCGACUCUCCUCAACCUGUGCUCCUCUCUCUUAUCACACCGUUAUGACUCAUAUGCCCACACUGCCGUCCCGCUCCAGCUAAUGCAGAGGAGUAGUGUCAUGAUCUAUUAUGGACCACAGAGCCAUUGAGUGCAGACACAAGAAAAGUAUUGAAAUGUUCCCUGCAACUCAAGUGCUGGGUAGUGGUCGUGGUGGUGGUGGAAGGAAGAGAACUGAGGUGCUGUCGGGCAUGAUUGUUUGGAAUGUGUUGGUGCUGGUUCUCCUGGUGCUGGCGGUGUGUGUACAAGGGGUUGUCAGUCCUUCUGACACAUCAUCCCACUUGGUACUGAGACGCUCCCCGCAAGCUGAGAGUGUCAAGGAGGAUGGUGUUGCCAUUCCACAGCUUGAGAAGUCUGCAGAUCAACCAACACUUGUGCCACAGUCAGAUCCUGGUGGGGACUCUGGGCCACCACAAGUCUCUAAGGCAACACCCAAGCCCAUUAAGAAACCGAAAGGAGGGAAAGAAGAGACACAAGAAGGGAAAGAAGGAAGUGGAAAUAAACCGCCUGCCCCAGAGAACAAGGAUACUAGCAACACCACCAAGGGAGACGGGGUGGGAGGAAUGCUGGAGUCUCACAUCCCCGCCAUGUCCACAGAAGCUGUCCUGAGAGGAUUCUAUGUGUUUGUUGGCAUAUGUGUCAUUGUUCUCAUCUACAUUGUCAUCAAGCUGAUCAGACUGCGAAGGAGACGUGCUCCAGGAAAAUACAGAGUCUUGUCCCACACUGAUGACCAGGAGAUGUUCCCCUUGGCUGCUGGAGAGGGUGAAGAUGAGGAAAUCUUCAACGCCGCCCACCACCAGCCUCGGAAAUAGCCAGCCAUCACUGCUGGCUGUCUCGUUCACUCUUAUUCCCCAUGACCGCAUUAUUUCUGAUGAGCAUUUCUUGAGGUGGUGUGAAGAUUUUGAGUGUGUGUGUGUGUGUGCGUGCAUGCGUGUGUGCGUGCGUGUGUGCCUAGUUAGAUGCUACAUACAUACAGACUAUGUAUAUGUACUUUGUGAACUUUGCCAUAGCUGUAAUUGGUGCAAGUUUACCAGUUUUAUCUUUUGUUUGUCUUGAAGAGUGUAAGUAAUAGUUUAGUGAGUGAUGCAAGAGUUUGUACCUGGCUUAGUGUAGGUCUAGAGACAUUGCUUUUAUUGCAUAGUGAUUCCAUAAAACUUCUUGAUUAUGCUAGGAUCUGUUCCUAGGACUGGUAAGAUGAAGUUGGGAUGUAGCUGCAUGAAGGAGUGCAGCCAAUCAUUGGGGUCUGCAUUCAGGAGUACUAUUCCUUGACAGUUACUAUAAUGAACUGUCUGAUAAGUCUAUGGUAACACAUAAAAAAUUGUGGUAAAAUGUUGAUUUUAAUAUUUUUACAAGGAAUGUUUGAGGAGUUAAAUCAUUCCAUUAACAUGCAUUGCCUUUGCUUUUGUGGAAAUUUAUAAUGCACUGGUCAUCGUCAAACUGAAUGGUCAUUACUGUAUAUUCUUUGUAGUACAUAAAAUGACACUUACAGUUGAACUCUAGAUACAUUAUUGUCAUAACUCACAUACAAAUUUUAGAGUUGUACUUACUGUAAAACUGAUCAAUUCCAGUGUCAGUUUUUGCCUCUCACCACAAUAACCUUUAACCUUUGACUUACAUGAAGCAUUACAUUGAAAGCAAAGCAACAGUUAUCCUCCAUAUUCACAACCUACACAACAUUAGACACCAUCAGCCAAGUGAAGCUCUGCAGUAAUUACCAAACCCAUGAAAAGGCAGGCUUAUGAAUCGCAAACUGACAAUAAAACAGUAGAAAAAGGAUCAGAGACACCCAGUAGCUCAUGAGGGUGUCACCACAAGGCUGUGUAUUAUAUUAGGGAUUCAAUUGUUAUAGAUUAAGGAGUAGCAUUGGUGUAACUGCAUUUUUCCUGUCCAUUUGAUGUUUGGGGAGAAGGAAGCACCACAUCACUUGUUCUCAGAUGUGCUAAUCAUUAUUAUUACUGUUAUCAUUCUAUUAUUGCUUUUUUUACUGAUUUCUUCUUGAGUAUGUUUCUUCCCUCAUUGAUCUGGGAGAGAGAUCUUAAUUGAAGGCCAUGUACUAGUCCUUGUAACACUGUCUUCACUAUACAAGCUUUGGCCACACCUCAUCAGGACAUCCACUUGGACUAGGGUUUCUGUGCCAGGUCAGUGUCUAAGAAGCAAGUCUUAUGAAAGAAAUCCUCCCAGUGUGAUACAAGCUUUUUCAUAAUUUGGUUCCUGUGUUUGCAUUGAGAGUGAAGUGCUUUUCUUAAGGGGUAUUAGUUAGUUACCAGAUACUUUGCUCUUUUUAUUGUCUUUGCUUUGUGUGUGUGUGUGUGUGUGUGUGUGUGUGUGUCUAAAAUUUAGUUGAAGUAGAGGGUGAUGACAAAAGAAAUAGAUGCGGCUAAGAUUAUAUUCAGAUUAAUUUUAGUUGUUUUCCCACAUAAAAUGUAGUUGCUGACAGUGCGCUAGGUGGACAGUAUGGAACCAAUGAGAGUUAGGGAAGAGAACCUUAUUAUAUCUUUAUAUGCAUCAUGUAUUGACCCGGCAUUAAACUGACUGACUUCACUAUCACAAUAUAUAUACACAUACAUAUACGUACAUAGCUCUCAUGUUUAAUUUGGGUACUUGGAAACAUCAAUAGAUCUGCAAUUCUGAGUAGUAUUAUAAGAGUGUACAUGUGUGUGUGUGUGAGAGAGAGAGAGAGAGCUUGGGUUGCCGUCCCCUCUUUACUAACCUGCAUUGAGUAUAAAGCAGGCAAUGAUUUAUCCACCAAAAUGCAGAAUAAGAGACUCAAGGCACUAAGAGCAGAAAGGAAGAUAUAUUUGAGAUUAGUCAGUCAAAUUUUAGGAACAAUUGGCCUUUAUAUUUUCAGAUAGAAUUACUGAAAGUCAUGAGACUGAAGCAUUUCCAUCCCAGAAGUAUGGAAUGCUGUUUGUAUUUUGUCUCACCAGUUAGCAGUUAGCAGUUUCUCACCAGAGCACCUUUAACCUUACCUUUGAUAUCCUCACCUGAGUCACCUCCCACAUAGAUAAGUCACUGCUAAAACGAUGGACAGCUUAACUACAUGAAGUGAAGUGUCUGGCGUCAUUUUGUAAACCAUUUCUCCACGCACUGCUUGAUCUGCCAUGUGAUGUAACUUAGUGAAUGAAUGAACCAGCUGACUCACAAGCAUCAUUUUACAGUGUUCUCCUGAGUCACUCAUAAGCUGUUCUGGUGUAGCACUGUUUGUAAGGUUCUGCCGCACAGUGAGGGGUAUUCUUGUGGUUGAGGAGAAAUUUUGAAGGAUAAUUAAAAGUGUGUGUGUGUGUGUGAUGAAGUGCAAAUAUAGAAAGGGUUUGGUAUGAACUGGGCUGAUGAUGGGUGGAUGGAGUCAUUAUGUGCUUAAGUGUGUGUGUGUGUGUGUGUGUGUGUGUGUGUGUGAGAUAAAAAGAUCGACAUAUUGACUGAAUCCUAUUUAUAAGAGAUAUACCUCAUAGCAAAACUAAUAUUCCCUCAACCUCAUAGAAUCGUAUUUAUCACUACAACAGGGCUGAGGUGAAAUAUACUGUAUGCUUAAGUAUUAUGCUGCCUUGUCUCUCUCUUGCCGAAAUGCUCUCAUAUAUUUCCCUGGUUGUGAGAGGUGAACCUUGUGUGAUAUGCACCCCGGUAUAUUGUGCAAGUCAGACACCAUUAAUGUUUGCAUCUUGCUAUCAAAACACCAACAGUAGCUUGUAAGAUUUUGUACUGCCAUUAUUAAACUGUUACUAUAAUCAUUCUACAUUACUGUCUUCAAUUUGUAUCUUGUCAAAUAUUGGUGUUAUGGAUGUCUGCAGAAGUUAUGGUUAGGAUUGAAUUUGUUGUGAGUAAAGUGUAAAGUUUGACGACAGUUUAAGAUACAAGGCAAUGCAGAGUCAAUUUUGAUGUAACUGUGCACCAGGGAACAUUGAUCUUGCUGCUUGAGGUGGCUCAGAAUCACUGCAAAUCACAGCGUCUUAAUCUUGUUUCAUAGUAGGAAAGUGAAUGUAGGAGAGGGUGCUCAGUCCCUCACUCCGUCCCUUCAGUUGUCUUGUUGUGACACGCAGGAAGUACAGUGGCAGUAUUCUUCCAACUUGGCUGUGGAGUGUGGCUAUGCAGGGUCUUAUGCCACUGAAAGAAUUAAUUUUCAUUAUCUGUAAAAGAAUUAUAUGAGGAUUUUAGAAGUAUGGAAUAUGUGAAUGAUGAACAAGAGAAGCUGUAUGGUGAAUUAGCUCUUGAAUUGUGUGGAGUAAGGAAAUGCAGUCAUAGGUGUGACACAUGGGAAUUAGUAUUUUAUUCAGUCAUUUGGUACACCUAGGUAGUGGUGAGGCACAGAAAGCUGAGUGGUGGAGGUAGUGUGGUGUUGGCUGAGACAAUAAUUCAUCACAUGGGACCACUGGCAAUGGUACAGGAGGUAUAAGUAAGGUUAGGUUUGUCUGUGAAUGGUUGAUUGAAGAGAGAAAUUUGUUGAUGUGAAUUAUACACCAUAGAGUAAAGGAAUGGUGUAUUUUGUCUGCUGUUAAGUGUCUGAAAAGGGUAAAAUUUCCUCUUAUUAUUUAGAAAGGUAAAACCAAAUUGUUCUUAUCGCUAGAUAAUGCUAAGUAAGUACAUGUUGGAAGCUCAUUUUUGUGAUGCAAUUUAAUCCUACAUUUCUUUCAUAGAUAGAAAUGAAUUUUGUACUUAUUGCAGAGUAACUUUAGCUUGUAGUGCAGGUUUGUUCAUGGAUGAGAUAAGGAUGUUGUCAUUGGUGUGUACAGGAAGCUUGAUGGAGGUGCAGUAAGGGGAGCACCAAGGUUCAAAGCAUUCCUGUACCUAACACUGCAUCAUGCUGGAAACCCUUGUUGUCACAUGCACCACCUUGUCCCUUACAGUGCAAUGUUAUACCGGAAGACAGCGCAGGAGUAUUUUGAUAUUGGAAUCCCAACUAUGCCUGUGUCACUGUUUGCUUGGUGAAAGGCAGGCUUGGGAUCAAACAUAAUACUCUCAAGUCAUCAGCUGUUGCUUCUCACUGAUUUUAUGUUGCCACGAGAGAAGAAAAUCCUGUAAUGUUAACAAACUAAGAUAUUUUCUUAUUCAGGGUGUCAGUCAUCAAUUCAUUAUUUUUCCCCUGUUUUGCUAUUUUUGUGGUAUAUAACAGCAUAGUAAAUUAGUGAAGAGGAAGCCCAGCUGAACCAAUGUCUAUGGGAAGAAAGGAUAGGUGGCCAUGAUGUGAUGGAGUAACAACAAUAACACAUGAAGCAGAUAUUCCAUGAGUCAUUCCUGCAUUAGCCACUACAAAUAUUUUUUCCCCCAUCACGUCCACAGCAUAGCUAUAGUGAAUCAGUCCGUCUCCCAGCCUCCUCACAGCUUCCUCACCCGUGCAGCAGUGAGGCAUGAGUGCUGUUCAUUCCUCAGGUACCAGGAAGUAUUGUUAAGCAGCCGGACACCUACUGGAGUGUUUGGGAGCCUUUUAUUCUGCCUUGUGCACUGUUUAGCCAUAUUUUGAGUUAAAGGAAUGAGCAGCACAAAAAAAUGCACUUCAGGACCCUCGUAAGGUGUGGCUGUGGUGGUGGUGUGUGAUGGUGCUUGGCCGCAGUGCCCCUAGAUGUGUAAUAGUGUGUGUGGGUGGCAUGUUACACCUCCCGCGCAUGUCGGUAAUCAUGGGUGUGUGUGGGAAGGGAGUUAACUGCCUGGCACACAGCUGACGGUCAGGCCACUCCCUAGAGGUAGUCCUUGCAGCACAAUUUAUUCUGGAUCCUUUUUUGCUGUUGUUGUAGUGUGAGUGCAAAAAGUAAAUGUAUUUUUUUAUUAUUUAUAAAUGAAUAUUAAAAUGUUAUAAUGUUUCAAGCAUAUGAUAUACUAUUAUUAUACACAUGAUGAAAAUAAACUUCUUGAUAUGG